Messenger RNA from Acanthopagrus latus (yellowfin seabream), 8706 nucleotides. RefSeq names its product zinc finger protein 518A. Bases 499 to 4584 code for a protein of 1361 amino acids. Gene Ontology annotation, molecular function: DNA-binding transcription factor activity, RNA polymerase II-specific; RNA polymerase II transcription regulatory region sequence-specific DNA binding. Gene Ontology annotation, biological process: regulation of transcription by RNA polymerase II. Gene Ontology annotation, cellular component: nucleus. The transcript is spliced from 3 exons. The record is from RefSeq and is a predicted model, not a curated record. Lineage: Eukaryota; Metazoa; Chordata; Actinopteri; Spariformes; Sparidae.
CCUACACACACACUCACACACACUCACACACACACACAGGCAACGAAUGACGUAAGCUUCAUGCUGCGAAAAACCGUCAGGUUCUUAAGGACGUUUCGUAAAAUAGAAUAUAAAUCCACUUAAGUGAAAUUUGCUUUAAAUGUGUGGUUUUUUACGAAACAUGCCCUUCACGGCACUACUUCGGUAUUUGAGGGGCAAUACAUAUUCAUCCGCUUCUACAUGACUGUCAAGAGCACAGCAAUACCCGGAUGGACUGUCAUGGCCGCCGUCGCUGUGGUUCCAUAGAGAGGAGAGGAGGAAAGGAAAUGUUUCUGCUGUGUGUGUUUUCUACCCAAACAUCCUUUUUUAUGAUGUCGGACGUUGACGUGACGCCGCCCGAACUUCCAUCGAGUUCAUAGCACCGUGACCACACUACAAACCAUUUGUCCUCAGACACGACAUGCACCUACAUCUGAGUUUAUCCUAAAGGAGCACAGAUAUAUCUGCAGAUUUACAACUAUGGAAGAAGACCUCACAUUACCUCAUGAUUCUGUCAAAAACUGCAACAUAUCAGUAAAAGGGGAUGAAAAAGAAAAGGUAAAAGACUUUGUAUAUAAGCAUUUAAGAGAAGUGACAGAUGGCUCACUCUUCAAUAACGAAGAAUCUUCCAUUAAGGAACAUGGGAGUUCAGCCAAGAAAGAUAAACUCUCUUUCAAUAAAGCCCAUUGUAAAAUUCAGCAAGGGGCUGUUUUCUCUGGAAAGAUUCUGAGCUUUGGAUGCUCAGUGUGUAAAGACAAUUCCACAUAUAGCCCCAAUGACCUCCUCAAACAUUUUCGAGCAGCCCAUAAAGGAACCCUUCCUACAUACCCUUGUGACCUGUGUGGUUUUGUCACAAAUGAGUUUCCUGCUCUUCAACGCCAUCGGAUUGAGCACAGGAAUACUUUAGUUACAUGUGAGCUCUGCAAUGAUGACGUUCAGUACUCCCUGCUUUUGCUGACCAGACACUACAUCAUGUGUCACAGUCUAAAUGGACAGUUUAAUUGUGACUGGUGUGAAUUUACAACUGUGGAUGCAGGUACAUUUGUACAGCACAUCCAUCAUCAUAAUGAGAGUCACUGGAAAUGUUCAAAAUGCAAACAUAUCAGCUUGAACGAAGAGGAUAACCAGAAGCAUAUGAAAGCUCAUUUGGGUACAUUUCCCUUUACAUGUCAGAUAUGUGGAUAUGGUGCAGCAAGAAAUGAGUACCUUAAAAAACACAUGGCAGCUGUUCACAAAGAGGAGGCUGAGAGAAGGAAUGUACGGAAGGCCAUGGAAGACAGCGGCACUUCAUCAAAUUCAUCUGCAUCUGCAACAUUAAAACUUUUGCUAAAAAAGAGUUCUGAAGCACAGGAAGCUCAGAGGAUAACAAAACUGAACUGUCUUUCUGGGAGUUUACCAAACCAAAAUGGCAGGCUAAUCAAACCAGAGAUAUCCUUUGAGGAGGCCCAUCAUGUUGUGGAUGGGACUGCAGCAAAAAAAGACAAAAAUUGGAGCAAAGGCUCUCACAACACAGAGCAGCUGAUGCCAGUAAUGUUACAGGAAUGUGACAGCUCUCCAAGUUCUGAUGGUGCAAGUCAGACCAAUCCUAAUGGACUGACUGUUCUGAUGGUUAAGAACAAAAUCUCUCUACCCCCCAACUGUACUACCAAAGUGAUGGGAUUCAAAAUGGUUGAUGGCAAAAAACAUUUAGUUCUCAAAGUGAUACCAACAACAAAGCAAGACUCACCUGCUCAGAACCAUUACUCUGUUGAAGAUCUGGGCUCCUCAGCUCUUUCACCAAGAAGCGAAUCGUGCAUACAGGUGGAUGAAGAUGAUAUUAUGGCAGUAAAAGUGAAGACUGAGGAGGAAGAAACUUCUGUCUGUAACCUUGAUUCUAGCCCACAUAGCAAUGAUGUUGGGGGAGAAACUAAUCCAUUAGUUAACAGGGCUUCAACUUGUACAGAUACGUUAUGUCCCAUGGCAAAUGAGUUUGAUAAUUUGGGCGACCAAAUUCACCCAAGUCAAAUGACCUGCUCAGAGAGAGGCAAGUUUGAUAGUAACUCAGUCACUGCAACAUUUAAUUCUGAUGCAACAAGCCUAAGUGAUCCUAAAAUCAUAAAAACUUCAACAGUGUGUGCUGGUAAGGUGACUGGUUUAUCUUCACCUCCAAAAGUAGCUCAGGAAACAUUGCUUUCCAUACAAAUCUCAAAAAAGACUGUUGAAAAUUGUGGGGCUGCAGAUGAGUUAUCCAUGUUUGAUGGAGCAACAGAAAAACUCACUGAUGAACACAAAGUGAACUGCUCUUCUAAAACCCUAGGCAAUGAUGACCAGUCUUCUCAGAGUACACUAGAAAAGGACAGCCCCGAUGGGGUUAGAACUGAGCAUAACCAUGAAAAUGGCCACCAAAAGCCUUUGACAAAUCCAGUACCACCAUUAGAAUCAUCCCCACCCACUUCUGGCUCAAAAAUCUGCACUCAAAGUUCACCAAACCAAGAAGUAUUUACUUUUCACAAUUAUUCCAAGGAAACAUUCAGCACUUCACCUAACACGACACAUAACUUUGACCAUAUGUAUGAACAUUCACCAUACAAAGGAAGUAUUGGCGAAUCGUCACAGUUUAGCUUGACAUUAGCAGAGUCUCCAGAACCAUUCACAGAAAGUAACAAUGGAGAUGUGUUUACUCAAGAAAAGAAUCGAGAGGGCCUAAUGAAAAUGCCAGCUAUGUCAGAUCAUAUUGAGGUUAAUGAGUGCAUAACUGAUGAUCUUCCCACUGAGGAUGACAAUCCUGAGUCAGUGCUCAAAGACUUUAAUAUUAUCAAAAUUGAGGAAGAGAAUAUUCCAAUAUCCAAAAAGCAGUCAGAAGCAAAGAGUAGUUCAACUUCUUUGGGGAGUUUUGUCGAGGAACAUUCAGAUGCAAUCAUUACCCAACAACUGAACAAGGAAAGGGUUGGUUCUUCAAGCGCAAACAAUGAUUCUUUAAAACAAACAAAAACCACUCUGCGAAUUCUUCAAUUGCCAGAGGGUAAGCAGCCUGUGCUCCUCCGGACCACUGAGAAUCGAUUUGCCAUGCCAGUGCAGGUCAAGGCCACUCCAGGUUUCAAACUGAUAACCAACACUUCAAGUCCUCAGAUCAAUGUUUCUUACAUGAAGCCAGGGUUAGAAAGAUCAAGUAACCCUAGUAGUGUACCCUGUACUCCAAAAAGCAGGACAGGUGGCUCAACACCAAAGACAGGAGCUGCUGAAAAAGCGACAACACUCCUCUCUGCUGUUCAACCCGGUGUUGGCACCAGCUCAAAUCACUACCUUAUCAACCGCCCAGGUUUUAAGGGUCCUGUGCUCUUUUCAAGCACACCACAUAAUACGCCUACGGACAAAACAGCAAAGACCCAGCCAACGUGUUACUUAGUACAGAGGUCUGUUCCUUUUGUACAGACCCCCAGUACGCCUGGUCUCAGACUGGCAAGUACACAACUACCACUGAACUCACGUCCAGUUCUGGCCAUGCCUAUGAGCUCUGCAGACAAACCCAGCGCUCUGCAGACUGGUAGGCAGGCAUUUUUGCUGCGAUACAUUUCUCCACCCAAAUCAGGCCUACUAUUGAACAACCAAGAUGCAAAGGCUGGUACUCAGUGCAGCCAAACCAAUGACACUACUGGAAACAAGGUCAUAUUUAAAAUUGUCACUCCUUCCGGUAGCCUUCUUUCAAGUGGAGCUCCCACCUCCAGCAGUCAACCUUUGUUUUUGGCCACUAGACCUCAGACCCAGUGUUUUCUGGUGUCAUCAAACAAAACUAAUGCAAAUACCUCCAAUGGAGUAAAGAAAUUGAUCACUAUACAAAAUUCCACACAAAAAGAUGUCAAGGAGUCUUGUUUGUCACCCUCUCAGAUGAAUGUAAAGGUACCACCAUGUGAAGCUGAGAAACCUAGGCUAGGAUUGGCCCCAAGGCCAAUUCGGCCUCCAAGCCAAAGGAAAAGGCGCAGGAAACCAUUGUUUGAUGAGCUUCCAACGACAGUAAAUAAAGCUCGAAGACUCACAAAUAAAGUACUGACUGAGAAAGCGACUGCUGUGUUAUGGAAGCCUGUAGCCAAAGAAGUUGAAAGGACAUUAAGACUUGCCCCAUUCAGUUCUCUACAGCAGGUCAAAUGCCCUCGUAGAUAUCAACCUGUUGUGGUGCUCAAUCAUCCAGAUGCUGACAUUCCUGAGGUUGUCAAUAUCAUGAAAGUAGUUAACAGGUACAAUGGUGCUGUUACCAAGGUCUCUCUGUCUGAGAAAACAGUCCAAGCACUCUCUGAACUUGGUGCUCCAGGGAAGAAUUACUUGACCAAAGGUGCAUUGUCUCAUGGCGAUGAUCCAAGGCCUCGGCCAGUUCGGAGUUCUGUCCGAGAGCGAUUCCUUCUGAAACUGAAGUUGAGAAAAAAAAGCAAAAAAAAGUACGAAGUAGUGGAAACUACAUCAGAUUGUAGACAAGAACCUGUCGUGUUUGACUGCUGGUUUUGUGGUCGGCUCUUCAGGAACCAAGAAGAUUGGAUCGGUCACGGCCAGAGGCACCUCAUGGAGGCAACUAGAGAUUGGAAUAAACUGUUCUAGAGUUUUCCAUCAUCUAUAAAUGCGUUGAUUUCUGUCCUUUUUGAGGUGGAACAAAUGGUUGAAGUUGUAUAUUUUUCAAUGAUGUUCGCUAUACAUUUGUUCAAGUUCUGUUCCUGUAAAUACAUAUUCUAAAGUGAAUCAUAGUUUAUCUUUUCAAAGGUGCAUACAUUAUGUACUGAUUUAUAUAAUGCACACACAGGUCACAUUGAACUGUGAAAAUGGUACACUGAAAUUAGGAGUUGUUUUGAGGAGUAGCUUACAGAAAGGGGACAAAAUCAGCUACAGUUGUAUGCAGAGUUGGUUUAAAUUACUCAGGUGAUUUCAUAUAAAUCUGGUUUGUCAUUUUUUGUUAAUAAAUUUCAAAACAGCAUAGGCCUAGUUUAAGGGACUUUUGUAUAUUCUUUUAUUAUCCUGGACAUGAGGACAGGUAACUAUUUAUAUAGCCUAACUAAAAACUUGUAAACAAAUUUGAAUUGUUUUGCGCUUGCGUGAUGAAAACAUGUUCUGGUCCAAAUUAUUCCUUUUUGUAUGAUGUUUUAAUUGAAUGGGAAACCAUUUUACACUAUUCUAUUGUCCAGAUUAGUUUACAGUUUCCUUGUCAGGAUUUUGUCAACCUGUAGCAUGGAUUUGUCAUAACUAGAGGGGAGAUUUUUCACGGCAAUCUCUUUAGUCUGCCAAGACAGUUUUAUAAAAAUACUUUUGCAGAAAUCAUGUAUCAGUUAAACAGGGAUGCUGUCGUGACUGUUUGUCAUAACUUGAGAAAUAAAGAUCAUCCCAUUUUACACCCUAUGCAGUUUCAGUCCAAAAUCUUAUUUUAUUAUUGCUUCUGUUCAUGUUGUGAAUCAUCAUUUGAAUCAAAAUGUACUGAUAUAUCUGAAAGAUCCCACGAAUUUGCAUUCAUAUUGUAAUAAUUGUUGGGUUACAAUGUUUGUUCAUCCAAAAAAAAAAAGAAAUGAUGGUGCAAAGAAAUAAUUAGUAUGAAAAUCACAAUUUUGUUACAAGGCUCAACAAGAUUUACUAGUCACUUUCAAACCUUUUUUAAUGCUGAAGUAGGGAAAUGGCUACAUUCUUUAAAAUGCUGAUCAUUUCAGUUGUGAAGGUUAUGACUAAUUACACCCUGUAAGUCAUUAAAAAGUCAUAUCAACAAUAGCAGAACUACAGCUGGAGCCAACAAUUAUUUGCACAAAUUAACUUCUCGAUUACUGCAAAAUAAUUAAUGAUUGUGAGAUUAUAAUUAAAAAUGGCUGUCACUCCAAUACUCUGACAGGUUUAUUAUUAUUAUUAUUAUUAUUAUUAUUAUUAUUAUUAUUAUUAUUACAUAGUUCAAAUAAAAGCAGCAAAUAAUCACAAUUCAGAAGCUGUAAUGAGUAACAGUUUGACAUUUUUACUUGUGAAAUUCAAAUUAAUUCUUUCGAAUAUCUACUAAUAAAUUAUUCAACUAAUCCUUUCAGCACUAGGUUAAACAUAUUACUAACAUUUCAGGUAGAAGCAAGUAUUAAAAUUAAGACCGUGUAGCAAACAAGAAAUUUCCAAUUUUCUUUGACAUGCGACCACCAGGGAAACACUGAUACAGAUUUUUUACAUAAAAUGAUUACCCCCUUUAAGCCAUUGGUUGACUUUUGAUUUGACACAUUUUUGCAAAAAGUGUAAUUUUUUUUUAUUGACAGCAGUUUAACAGCAAGGUGGAAUCAAUUUAUAAAAAUUGAUGAAUGAAAUUAGUAUUUCUAUUUGGGAUGAUCAUUGGUGUGAUGGGUAUCGCAUGACAGUGCUGUGGAAAUGUACAUGGUGGUUGACUGGUCCAGAUCUAGAUAGCUUGCUUAUCCAGCAAGUCAGGCAAUAAUGUCAAGCCCUGUAUUACUACAUUAUGCAAACAGAUUAUCACUCCCAACUCAUCAAAUACAGCAGCUUAAUGACUUUCAGUGUCAAGCUAUGCCACUUUAUCUACCCCUUUUGUAUCAGUCUUGCAUGUGAAGGGCUCUUCAUCAGGUUAGCAACAGUGGGCACUAUGAAAAAUCUAGGUAGACUUUGAAAAUGUGGGCUCAACGGUCAAGUUAGCAAUAAAAUGUAAACCACAACAUCCAGUCAGUCUUAAAAGGCUUGCUGCCAGUUGUAAUAUUAUGACUACUGGAUUGACAGCAUUAAUGACGUACAGUUGAAGUUUAGAUAAAUAAAGGCGCAGAAAAAUACUUUGUUAGUUUUAGAAAAAGAUCAUGCUUUGAAAUAAAUACGUUCAGUCUUGUAACUUACUUCACCUUACUUAUGCAAGUGCGGCAUUUCAGUGUAUGACCCAUUCAAUCACAGUCUGACUUUUUAUUGUACCUCUUUAUAGUUCUGUGCUAGAAGUGAUGCUAUAUAAGUGCCCACAGCAUCAAACUUACAAGCCUUGGGCCACUGACCAGGUUGGUGUGUUUGACGUGUUCCAACAGAAUGGGCUGUCCAUGCUGUGCAAAAUUUAGACAAAUACAUUUAGACAAUUGGACCACUUCCACAGCACUUUGAAAUUGAAACAGUGUUUUUACCACUGUUACUGCUGUUAAUAUGGAUUAAAAUAAGGACAAAGUAGUUAUGAUGGCAAGGGGGUUGGCUGGAUCACAGAUCCCAAAUGUUUUAGUGGAAGUAAGAGAUGCGACAGUGGGAAAUCUUUAAACCAUAUAGGAAUAGAUUAAGGUAGAUAGAAAAAUGCACAUGAUUGUAUUUUCUACAUCAUUUACUACAGAACAAAGUGAACCCAGAGACCAAAUAAAAACACGGAAAGGCAUUUUCAUACCUUUUUAUUAACAUGUUGUUGAAAUCAAAUUUCUCUUUACUUUGAAGUGCUUUCAGAGGUGAUUUAAUAGUUACUGUGGUGUUUUGUUUUUCAUGCCCUGUAUACUUUUAAAAUGUUGUAGGAGCCCUGAACCCUCAACAUAACCAAUGUGCUUGGAUCCUGUAUUAACUUUCACCUUUAUAUCGCAUCAAUGUGGUACUAAUGUUGUAAAUCUGCUCACUGUCACUGAGUCCAAUAUGUUGUACAUAGAUUUGUUUUAGUGUUCCAUUUGACAUACUCUUUUAUUGGAAUGAAUGUUUUAAACCCUUCAAUAUGCAAAGGUAACUGAACAAUGCAAACCAUACCAAUGUUUUUAAAUGUUUGCUAAUUUUAUUCAAAAGCACAGUCCGAUUUUCCCCAGCAUUUGCUCAAUGUUCAUUUUAGUCAACUGCUCUGAUCAAUAACAGAGCAUUUUUUUUUUCCACAUUUAGGUUAAUUACCUGAAAUAAUUUCCUGUAAGAUGUAGCAUGACUAGUUGCAACAGUCCACGGUUAUAUGUGACUUCACAAUGCAUCCAAACACAUUUACUUUGUUCAUGGGCUGUUUUCACAAGCUGUUCUUGAAUGGCUUGAAUUGUUCAAUAUUUAGGGAAAUAGGCUAACACUGACUUCAAGAUUGAUAUGAUUUUCAUGUCUGCAAGUUGGAUACAGAGCUGGAGUUGGGCAUGUUUAGCUAAUUUUAGCAUAAUGACUGGAAGUAGAGGGAAACAGCUGGCCUAGCUCUUUCCGGUACUCAAAAUGCACCAACCACUACCUCUAAAUCUAACUUUUUUACAUGCUGUAUCUGAUUUGUUUAAUCUGUACACAGACAGGGAUGUAAUUGACAUUUGGAACUAUUUCUUGAACAGUUUUUCCCUCUGCACAGUUCUGUGCAGUGUCCCUGGCUAUAGAGGGGAUUGUCAGGUAAACUGAGGAAGCACAGGUUUUGGUAUAGCUCUCUGUACUGGCAAAUGUAUACCAAACCAUUCGAUCGAACAUAAAGACAAAACACAUGGGGCCUCAAUUAUAAAACAAACUUGAUCAGUUUUGAUGCUCAGUGUGAAAAAUCACAAGGCAGAUGCCUUCAGUUUUAGUUGAUUUAAGAUUAAUAGAUCACAGGAGCGCAAGUUACAAAUGGGAUUCUUAGAACCUGCCUAAGAAAAGUUCUUGUGCUGAGCAUCUUUUAUGAAUCAAACAAAAGCCUGAAAUUGUCUAUGAUCAAGUAUAAAUCUACUCAUUUAUACAUUUUUAUAAAUGAGGCCCCUGGAAGCUGCAGGACAGACACUGAUAAAAAUGUUUUUGCACACAACUCCCCCUAAAACCACGUAUUCUCAUUUU